AUGAGGUGCUUGACAAGGGAAUGGCAGCCCAAGAUCACUGCCAUUGCUGAAUCAAAGGACCUUGCAAAAAUGACUAUUGCCACAUUAUUUGGGAAACUCAGGGAGCAUGAGAUGGAACUGCACAGAUUAGAUGUGUCAGAACAAUCUAAUAGGAAAAGAAAAGGACUUUCACUAAAGGCUCAAACUCACAAAGAGAAAUCUGAACCAGAUACUGAUGAUUCAGAAAGUGAAUCUGAAGAAGAGCCUGAGAUAGGUAUGUUGGUCAGAAAAUUCAAAAAGUUUCUAAAAAAGAAAGGAAGCCAAUCAAGAAAACCACCAAAUUCAAAGACAAAAGGCUUCAGCAAGAGUGAUACCAAUGAUAGCAAAGUCAUAACUUGCUAUGAAUGUGGGAAAACAGGCCACAUCAGAUCUGAGUGCUUUAAACUGCAAAACAGAAACAAGCUUGUGAAGGCUAAAGGCAAGGAUCAACAACCUUCAACAAAGAGAGCCUACAUAGCUUGGAAUGAUAAUGAUGAAGAGUCAUCUAAAGAUUUAGAAGAUGAAGAAGCUAACUUGUGUCUCAUGGCCAAUACAGAUUUAGAUUCUGAUAGUGAAGUAAGUAUUACCUCUAAUCCAUCUUAUGAUGAAUUGCAUGAUGCUUUUAAUGAAUUGCAUGCUGAACAUGUUAAGGUAGUUAAACAAUUAAUUUGCACUAAGAAAAUGCUAGAAAAACAAUGCAUGAUGUGUGAAGAAAUUAAGAAAGAUUAUAAGUUGCUGGAAGAUAUGAAUGAACAUUUGAAAAAGGAAUCAUGUGCUAAACAAACUAGCUGUACUGAACUUGAAAGAAAAGUUGUGUCAUUAAAAUCUGAUUUAGCUAAGUUUGCUAGUAGUAAAAACAACCUAAAUGUUCUUCUUGGAAAUCAAAGGAAUCAUUAUGAAAAAUCUGGAAUUGGUUAUAGACAAAACAAGAAUGCUAAACAGAACCAUAAAUUUGUUAAAUCAAAGCAAAUGCAUGAUAUCUUCAUUAAACCAACUCAUAAGUCAUUAUCUGCUUUUUCAUGUAAAAUCCUUGGCAUUGGAGAUAUAGGAAGCAAAUCAACUGCAGUUAUCAAGGACGUUUUAUAUGUCAAAGGUUUGAAACAUAAUUUACUAAGUAUUAGUCAGCUGUGUGACAAAGGAUUCCAGGUACACUUUACUUCUCAGUCUUGUGCACUUGAGCAUAGGGAAGACAAAAACAUGAAAUUGAAUCAGAUCCAACAGAACCAAAUGAAACAGUUCCUCCAACUGACAUUGAGUACAUAG
Molecule: messenger RNA, 1281 nt
Organism: Cicer arietinum (chickpea)
Lineage: Eukaryota; Viridiplantae; Streptophyta; Magnoliopsida; Fabales; Fabaceae
Source: RefSeq, a predicted model, not a curated record